Molecule: messenger RNA, 3216 nt
Organism: Paramuricea clavata
Lineage: Eukaryota; Metazoa; Cnidaria; Anthozoa; Malacalcyonacea; Plexauridae
Source: the annotation of a GenBank genome assembly
UGUUUACAAACGCUAGGUUACAUUAGUUUUUAUCUGUACUUCCGCUUAAAAAGGUCAAUUUUAAAACAGGGAUUGUCUACAUCAGCGACAUGCAUAUAAUCCCCAAAUGCCGAGUCUUAUUAAGAUGAAUUCUUAUGAAAAUUGCUCUUGCAAAGCACAAAGCUUGCGAAGUACAGGACAAUGUGACAAUGUCCACUUUGUAUAUUUGCGCACGGCUAUUUAAGGUAAUACGAUAUAGCUUUUGUCAGCAUAGACUUUGACAUGAAACUUCCUUUCGAUCUUUAACUGCCACAGCACGGUUGUGUUUGUGAGGCAAGCGAAGCCAAAUGUCUUUUUUUGGCAGUUUGGGGAAAACAAGCCAACCUACUCGCGAAACUGUUGAUACGUCAGGAUUGCCCAACUAUUCGUAUAGUUCUUUACUUGAAAAAGACGAAAUUGGGGAAGGUUGUUUCGCGGUUGUUUUUACCGCGAAGCCGCCGGACAAUGGAGCUAAGAUUGUUGUGAAGAAGCUAUUAGCGUCUGACAAUGAAGCUAGGAAGUCGCUGGUUAAAGAAGCACGACUUCUUAGCAAGUUGCAACACCCGAAUGUUGUCAGGUUUGAAGGAGUUUGUCUGGACAAGUACGCUGUGUUGCUUGAAUAUGUGUAUUUUGAUUUUACGCCAAUGGGAAACGACGGCAUCACUGUGCAUAGCUUAGCCAAUUUCUUAGCAGUUUGCGAACAAUCAGAUUGCCAUGGCAUGCAUUGCUCGAUAUUUAUUCAUUCUUCCUUGGACGUCGCGUUGGGUUUGAAGUAUCUGCACGAGAAAGGGAUUGCCCACCGUGACCUGAAACCUGAAAAUAUAUUGGUGUCUAACCACCAUUACAAUCGUCUCACAGAUACACGAGCAGUCGAAUGCAUGGCUUCCAUUAAGCCACUCAUAUGUAAGCUGACCGACUUUGGUGAAAGUCGAUCAAAAGACAUCCACACCGAGCAAAUCCUAAAAUCGAAGACCGCACGGGUAAACCGAGGUGAGACCCCUUAAUUUAAUAACAAUGUUUGAAUCUUGUCGAUCUAAAGGCCAUGUUACAGGCCAAUGGAAUUAAAUUAAGGUAUCAGUUUACCAACACCCGCCCGCGUCUACUUUUGACAGCUGCGUGAAAUUUUCAUUAUUUUAUAUUUUCUCAUUAUUUCCAUUUCCCCCAAUCUUUAUAGUGUUUGAUAAAGCUAUUUUAUGCAAUACAUCAAAAUUCACUUAACAGAUGCAUUCGGAAUUGGUUUGAAAUAAGACCACUACAAGACCACACUUUGUAGAAAUAAAAAACCCCGGGAAAUUGGUUUGUGAUGGGUGUCCGUCUUUUGCAUCUACUAAGUUAUGUGCGCAUGCGGUCGCAGCAUUGGAGAAAGCUGGCGUGCUGGAAAAUUAUGUUAAAUGGUUCACCAAGAAUGGUCCAACAACAACGAACUUAACAUCACUAAUAACGUACGAUAGCAGUAAGGAUACUGGGAAAAAGUUAACCAAAGCAUCUACAGCAAGACGAAAAGGAGGCAGAGGUGAUAAAUCGAAAUUUAGUAAGUAUACAAAGUUUGAAGACGUUUACAUGAAUAGCCUUCGAAUAACAAGCUUUCAAAAAUCGCGAUAUUUACUGUGAAAUGUAUUGUAAUUUCGUUUUUGGGACGCGCGUUCCAAAAACAAUCUUUUAAUCAGCAAUUUCAAAAUUUUCGAAAGCUUAUUAUUCGAAGGGUAUUCAUGUAAACUUCUUCAAACUUUGUACACUUACUAAUUUUAAGGUGGUCUUUUUAGUUAGUUACUUGGUUCAUUUCUUAAUUUGGGCACUUUUUAACACUCGUCCCCAGUCCUCCCAUCAACUUUGGAAUGGCUAAUGUAAGCUGACCGUCCCGUCCGUCCACCGCACGUCCAACAGGAAGUUUCAUGAAAAGUAUAAUUAUAUCGUAUUACCUUUGACACAGCGCGAACAGCAAAUAGCCGUGCGCUAGUAUACAAACUAUUACAAAGUGGACAUUGUUUUGUACUUCGCAAGCUUUGUGCUUUGCAAGAGCAAUUUAUUCAUUAGAAUUCAUCUUAAAAAGACUAGGCAUUUGGGGUUUAUAUGCACGUCGCUGAUGUACCUUUUUAAGCGGAAGUACAGAUAAAAACUAAUAUAACCUAGCGUUUGUAAACAACCUGCAAACUACUGGUUUCGUAUAUACUUGGACAUUUGACAUCGACAAAGCCUGUCUAUACCGGAAUCGUGUCACUGUAAUGAGUAUUUCUCUCAACUUUAGUAUUGUUUACAAUUAUAAUCAGAUUGAGAAUGAAUGCGCCUCGAUUACAUCCUACGAAAUAGUUGGAGCUUUGUUUAUAUACGACAUUGGCAAGUAAGUUAGUAAUCCUUAUGUAUUAAUAUUUCCUAGUACGAGUUGUUUUAUCGCGUUCAAAUACUCACUCGAUUAUUUGCGCAAAUGAAAUUGGACGCAAGUUUGAGCAGAUGUCCAACGUAUUUAAUUAGAUUUUUCAGCGUUACAAAGGUUCGAAAAACCCCGCAUUUCCACAAUUUAAUAUUUUAUCAUUUUUUCGACAACUUAUUACGAUUAAUAAUAGUCUUAAUUACAUUUCCUAAAAAACGCGGAUUUGAUCCCCCCCGUCCAUCCGCUUGUCCCCCGUCCGUCCGUCCGUCCGUCCGUCCGUCCGCCAUCCGUCCGUCCGUCCGUAUCCGCGUUUUAUCCUUACCCAGCGAAUUUCAUUGGCUAUCUUAAAAUAGCCCAUGCGUUUCCUGCUCAAACAAUGCCUGGGUAAUUCGAUAUUUUCGGCAAUCGUUGCCGAAAGUUCAAGCAUUUCAACUUUCCGCAACGAUUGCCAAGAAUAUCGGGUUGCAAUUGCGUUACCGCGCCAGAUAUGUUACACGGGCAAUUUCAUGAUUCGCGCGAGUAACGCAAUGAAAUUUAACCCGUUGCGUUGCCGGCGCGAGAAAAAAAUCGCACGUGUAACUGGACCUUUAGUCUGUCGUACAUCAUGCAUUUUAAUUAAACACGAAUGCACAUCGCGUGUUUUUCGGACUGACCGCGUUGAUAUAAAUGUAUGGAGAUUAUGUAUGCAUAGAUAUUGUACUGAUAUAAGUAUGCGUUAUAAACCGAGAAUAUAACUUAUAUAUUUAACCCUUAACCCAGGGGCAAAUAUAGGACUAUAUCUCAAGUUCGCAUUUGAAGUUCUUGGUUGUUGAAGAGGUUUUCGAACAAGG